Labrus bergylta (ballan wrasse) is the source of this 3314-nucleotide messenger RNA. The record is from RefSeq and is a predicted model, not a curated record. Lineage: Eukaryota; Metazoa; Chordata; Actinopteri; Labriformes; Labridae.
ACGCAACGAUUCUGAAUCAGUGCGUGGCAGUCAGACUGGGUCGGGCGGAGGAAGAAGAAGAAAACAUCUGGACCGAAAAGGGAAUAAAAUGUCGGAUUACAAGGGACUCUCUCCUCCUGCUGUACGUUCAACUUUUACUUGAGAUAGGUAUCAUUGUCCUGUACUCAAAAACUCCUCCGGGUACUUUCGUGUGGGAACCGAAGUUGUCACUUAGCCGUUUACGAGCUGUCAUCGCCAUGGAUCAAUCCGUCGCAAUUCAAGAAACUUUGGAAAGGGAAGAAAACUGCGUCAUAGCUGUCCAAUGUGAUGUCCUCUUUGAUGAUGCUGAAGAGAGCCGGCUGCUGGGAUUGGUGGAGUCUACAAAAGAAAAUGCAAUCUUUAUUUACACCCAUCGGAGGAUGGCUAUUACUGCUGACGACGUGUCACUGGAGGACAUCCUACCCAUCUCCCUUGAGUUUUCUGUUGUGGAGGUCUCUUCCCCAGAGGAGCUUGCAGUUGUGGGUGGUGAUACCAGGGUGAGGGUUAGCUUCCAGGACGAGGAGCUGGAGCUCAGACUCCCUUUUGGGUCUCACUCGCGGCUCUUCCUCAGUGAGGUCAACAGAGCGUGGAGUGAUGUGUGCAAGUCUCCAACACAGCAACCCAAAUUUGAAUGGAUCAGCAAGUACCGAAGAGCCUCCAGAGGCCAGGGAGUUGUCAAACAAACCCUUACUCCCCUCGGCAACACCAUUACCAAAUUAAACCAGCACCGGAAAACAGAAAAAUCCUCGGACAAAAAGGGAAAUAUAGACAAGGAGAAAGCUUCUAACAGCGUCACACAGAAGUCCAAAGCAUAUUCCAGCACAGAGAGCCAAGCCAUCUCCAGUCGAGAAGACCGGGAUGACCUGGUGCGCUCCUCCAGCCACACCCCGUCUAACAAAUCUCAGAUACUGGCCAUGCCGCAGUUUGGCCUGCGAGACAACCUCAUCAAGUGUGAGCUGCUGAAGAAUGAGGACCUCUACACGUACUUGGAGGAUUUCAGCAUUUUCCUCGGCACGUAUAAUGUGAAUGGACAGAUUCCGAAGGAAAGUCUCCGUCCUUGGCUGAGCUGCACCCUCAACCCCCCGGACAUCUACUGCGUGGGUUUUCAGGAGCUCGACCUCAGCAAAGAGGCUUUUUUCUUCAAUGACACCCCAAAAGAGCUGGAGUGGACGAAGGCUGUGACUGAGGCUUUGCAUCCAGAUGUCAAGUAUGCCUUAGUAAAGCUGGUGCGACUGGUGGGCAUCAUGCUGAUCUUCUAUGUGAAGAAGGAGCAUGCAGAGUUCAUCUCUGACGUGGAGGUUGAGACUGUGGGAACUGGCAUCAUGGGAAGGAUGGGAAACAAGGGUGCUGUUGCAAUCCGUUUUCGCUUCCACAACUCUGAUAUCUGCGUAGUCAACUCUCAUUUAGCCGCCCACAUCGAAGAAUAUGAGAGACGCAAUCAGGACUACAGGGACAUUUGCAGUCGUCUCCUGUUUCGCCAGCUUGACCCUACCCAGCCUCCACUCACCAUCAUGAAGCAUGAUGUGGUAUUGUGGAUUGGGGACCUGAACUACAGGCUCAGUGACGUUGAAGUCGAAUAUGUGAAGGAGCUAAUCAGCAAGAAGAACUUUGAAACACUGCACAAUUACGAUCAGCUCAAGAGGCAGAUCAAUGAGAAGGCUGUGUUUGUUGGCUUUGUUGAAGGAGAGAUUACUUUUCAGCCAACCUACAAAUAUGACACCGGCUCUGACAUGUGGGACACAAGUGAGAAAUGCCGCGUACCUGCCUGGUGUGACCGUAUCCUGUGGAGAGGGAAGAAUAUCAAGCAGCAACAUUAUCAGAGUCACAUGGCUCUGAAGACCAGUGACCACAAACCAGUCAGCUCUGUGCUGGUCACAGGGAUUAAGAGAGUUAAUGCUGACGACUAUAAGAAGACCUUUGAAGAGAUUGUUCGCAAUAUAGAUAAAAUGGAGAAUGAGUGUAUCCCAUCUGUAACCCUGUCCAAGCAAGAGUUUCACUUUAAGGACCUGAAGUUCAUGCAGCACCAGGCAGAGACACUGAGCCUCUUCAAUGACGGGCAGGUCCCGUGCCAGUUUGAGUUUAUCCAGAAGCCGAAUGAGCCAACGUACUGCAAGCCUUGGCUCACAGCCAACCCCCCAAAAGGCUUUAUCGCUCAGGGUGGCUCUGUGGACAUUGAGCUUGAGGUGUUUGUUAACCGCUCAACAGCGCCUGACCUUAACUCUGGAAAGGAGCAGAUAGAAGACAUCUUGGUGCUCCACCUGGAGCGUGGCAAAGACUACUUUAUCUCUGUGGCAGGCAACUACAUGCCCAGCUGCUACGGCACAUCCAUUCGCUCUUUGUGUCAGCUAAGGGAGCCCAUCCAAGACAUGCCGCCGGAGGUCCUCCGUGAACUGGUGGAAAUGUCUGGAGAUAAGAAUGCAGCAAAAACUGAAAAGCCUCUUGACAUUCCUAAAGAACUGUGGAUGAUGGUGGAUCACUUGUUCCGCAAUGCAAUCAAACAGGAAGACAUUUUUCAGCAACCUGGGCUCCGGACUGAGUUUGCAGAAAUAAGGGAUUGUCUCGACACUGGCAUGCCAGAUUCUCUCCCUGGAAGCAACCACUCAGUGGCCGAGGCCUUGCUUCUCUUUCUUGAUGCUCUACCAGAGCCGGUGGUUCCCUUCACCUUUUACCAGCAAUGCCUAGAAAGCUGUUCCAGUGCCAGUCUGUGUGAGAAAGUUAUUUCUAUGCUACCUCAGUGCCAUCAAAAUGUGUUCAACUACUUAGCUGCCUUUCUGCGUGAGCUGUUGAAGAAUUCGGCCAGCAAUCGGUUAGAUAUCAACAUCUUGGCAACCAUUUUUGCCUCCUUGCUCCUGAGGUCACCUACAAAACAGGAUCUUGCAGAGAAGAGGAAGACUCAGGAGUUUUUUCAGCACUUCCUGACACAAGGCUCCUCUUAGACGGAGGACUUCUCCCUCAUUUUCUCCACGCUGAAGCUGAACACUAAAACUGUACAGUCCAGUAUUUGAAAUAAACUGUUAUAAUUUCAUAAAUUCUUAUUUGGCUCUUUGUAUAGAUAUAGAACAGCAUUAUUGUAAGGGACAUUUCUUAUCUGAUAUUAGUUUGUUUCAAAGAAAUGUUUGUAAUCUGUUGAUGCACAGAGUUUAUUGUAUAUUGUUGAACAUCUGUAGAGUCCUAACAAGAUUUUAAUGUAUGUAUAUUUUAUUUAAAAAAAAAAAAAAAAGGAUAAUUUGUACAUUAAUGUUUCAGAUUGCAACAGAAUAUCACUUUUCUACAUAAAGCUGUUGGGAAGAAAAAAG